This is a messenger RNA of Wasmannia auropunctata (little fire ant), 3773 nucleotides long. Its product is annotated as zinc finger BED domain-containing protein 1-like. Lineage: Eukaryota; Metazoa; Arthropoda; Insecta; Hymenoptera; Formicidae. The coding region runs from base 613 to 2802 and encodes 729 amino acids. Gene Ontology annotation, molecular function: protein dimerization activity; DNA binding. The record is from RefSeq and is a predicted model, not a curated record. The transcript is spliced from 4 exons.
UGGAAGUCGAUCGCGCGUCGUUGCUCGAGUGUUACAACGAGGGCGAGCGCGUGUGUGUUGGCGUAUACGCUUGUCCGCCAUUACGGUGAUACUCGAAUCGAUCAGGCGAGUUCUAUAGAUAACGAUACUCCUCUCGCUCGCGCACGAACGGCACGAAAGUCGAUAUCGCAUCGUUGCAGGUGAGUCGAUCGCCAUCGCUGCCCGCCUUUCGACACACGCGAGGAAUUGAAUUGAACUUCGAUAGCCGCGAAAACGCGCAGCGAACACACACGCCGACGACGAAGCUAUACGGAGCACGAGGGGAGGAAUAGAUAUAUAUAUAUCGGAGUCGCGUGCGUUCAUCAGUUUCAUCACGCAGAGCAGAGAGUCGGCCGCACUCGCAUCGCCAAGGGGGCGAUCGGCGCUACGCGACCCGCGAUGCGUCUUCCCGCGGCAUCCACGCGGUAACACAUCGUGGGAUUCCCGUCGUCCUGAUUCCCUUCCGCGGAUUUUCAGUUGACCUUCGAAAUUUUGCAAAACACGAGAUCGCCACGGCGAAUGCCUCGACGGGGUCCUGAACGUACGUGUAUAUGUUGACGCCGGCGUACGCGCGUCCAUCGUGCCCGAGUGUGUAUGGAGAGUAAUCAUAAACAAACGCUGCCGAACGGCACGGCGAAGGCAGGCACGUCGGACGACAGCAAAAAUGACAACAUACAAAUGGUCCUGGCGAAAAUGAUGGAGGAGAAGCACACUUAUACGUACAAGAAGCUGGUGGUGCCGCCGUCGAUGCGGAGUAUUUACUGGAAGUUCUUCGGCUUCCCGGCCACCGACGACGGCGAGAUACUCACCAAGGUGAAGAUCGUCUGUAUACUGUGCAAAACGCAGAUCGCGUACAAUCGCAACACCAGCAAUCUGCGCAUGCACCUGCAGAACAAGCAUGCCCAGGAGCUGAUGGAGCUCGAGUCGUCCAGCCUGUCGUCCGCGCGGCAGGUGAUGCCGCAGGACACCAAGGAGCGGAAGAUACAGAAGAAGCUGCUCAAGGCGGGCGUGAGCCCUACAAAAUAUAUCUACACCACCAACGCGGACGGUACCGUUCAGAUUGACGGCGAUAUACAAUUUGUUACAGAUCCUAACAUAAGUCUGUCGAAUAUGGAGGACGACAUAACCAUUGGUCAACCGCUUAGGGUGAUGAUCAAGGGUGGAUCUGCUAUUAAUGGUAACAGCCAGAACGUGGCGUUUCUCAUGUCGGAGGACAACAUGACCAGUCAGUCGGUCGACGUGAAAUCCGUGUCGGACGCUAUAGCGGAGUUUCUGAUAAUAGAUCUGGAAUUGCCCGAGAUUGUGGAGGGACGUGGAUUUCAAAGAUUGGUGGCGACCCUACGCUCGCCCUGCGAGAUACCCAGCAAGAACAAGCUGGAGGAGGAAAUAAUACCGAGAAUCUAUAAUAAUUUUCGGGAGUCGGUGGCGUCCUCCCUGUCCUGCGUCGCCUCGGAGCUCGCGUUGACCCUCGAGGAGUGGCGGUCGAAUAACGGCGAGAAUUUCAUCACGGUGUCGGUUUAUUAUCAGAAUACUGGACACGCCACUUUGGAAUGUAAGAUUUUAAGUACUCUUCACGCACCGUCGGAUUGGGACGAACCCCAGUGGAAAAGUAGGAUUGACUCUAUGCUACUCGAGUGGGAUCUGGAAGUAGAGAAGAUAACGGCGGUGGUUGUCAGCACGUCAAGACCUGAGUUGAUCGCGGCGCUAACUAACUGUGGCUUCACCGUGGUGCCGUGUUUGCUUCAUACUCUGCAAAUAUGCGCGCAGGACUGCUUCAAGCAUCCGGAUGUGUCCCAAACGUUAUCCAAAUGCAGAUCUGUCAUUGGAACUAUCAUAAGCCAUCCAAACGCGCUCGAAACGUUGAAUAUGCAAGCACAGCUAUCAGAGGAAGAAAGUACCAUAUGUCUGGAUUAUCCAGCUAUAUGGAUAUCGACCUAUACAAUGCUGGAGCAAAUGAUUGCGCGGCGCAACAUAAUUCCAUCUAUAUUAGAAGGCAUAGAAGGGAUAGAUCAGUCGAUGUUCGAAAUCACCAACGAACAGUGGAAAAUCAUGGAGGAUAUCGUGAACGUUCUCACGCCGUUCAAAGUGACCAUCAUGACAUUAAGCGAGGAAAAAAUGCCUCUGAUAUCCUUGUUGAAACCAUUACUUUGGCAACUGGUAUCUUCGCAUCUUAAAGUAAAGGAGUCGGACAGUGACACUGCUAAGACUUUUAAAGAGUCCUUGUCGGACAAGUUGUACGAGCAAUAUGCAGAUUUCACUGUCACGUUACUUCUACAAAUUGCAACUACUCUAGAUCCUAGAUUUAAAGCAAUGCCAUAUGUCACCGAGGAGGAUAAAAAUAUAGUUAGCACUCCCAUAAAGGAAAUGCUAACGAAAUUGAUUCAGGAGGAAUCUGGGGACAUCACGAUAAAGGCUGAAAAUGAGGAAAUACCAAGUAAAAAAGCUAGAGUCUCAGGUAUGGAGUUCUUACUUGGUAGUCUAUGCACCACGAAGGCUGGCAUGUCCGCGGAGGAGAAAGCAGAUCUCGAGGUUGUACAGUAUCAGUCGGAGCCUACGGCACCCCUCGAUUGCUGUCCCCUGCAAUGGUGGUCGAAAGUGUCCGCGAAAUGCCCGAAUCUGGCGAAGUUGGUGAGCAGGUAUCAUUGCGUGCCCGCUUGCUGUGCACCACCAUCGCGCAUUCCGCCGGAGGUACAGAUUCAGUAUGAUACAAAGCGCGCGAUUUUGCCACCUUCUCUGAUCGAUAAACUACUUUUCUUACAUGGUAAUCACACUAUGCAGAUGUGAAUAGAAUGUCUAUAAGCUUGCUCCUGAAAAAUACCUCGUUGAUGAUAAUUUUACAAAAAAUAUAGUUUACUUGCAAUAAUUUAAGUACAAAUUGACACAUAUGAGUGACACAAGUGUGAACUCUAUGUAACUUUCUUUAAUUCCGUAUGCAGUGUAUACGUAUUGUGUAAUGCAGUCUAAAGCGCUGAAAAAUAUCAAAUUUUGUUUUUACUUUUAUUGAAUGCAAACAUUCCUAAGAUUUGAUAUAAGAACGAUCGAUCGCUACCAAGUAAAUAAUGAAAUGCGAGGUUACAUUAAAAUACUACGAUUUUUGUUGCAUAAUUUAAUUUAUAAUUAAUAGAAGACGAUAUAAAAAUGAUCUCUUGUAGAAGAAACGUAUACAACUUGUUUUUAUACAAUUCUAAGAAUUCUUAAAAAGAAGGUGUAUAUAAUUAAUCCCCUCUUUGCAAAAUAAAAAAAGUAUUAAUAUUAUGUCUCGAAAUUUGUCGAUAAAGAUGUGAUCGCUCUAUUUUAUAUAUAUUUUAAUAUGUUAGAUUUAUAAAAUAGUGAAAUAAAUGCUAAAACUGGGGGACAUUUCUGAGACCAAAUCUAAAAUUAGUCAAAAAUCGUGUAUAGAAGAUUUAGUUAUCACAACCAAUGAACAUGACAUAACAACUUAUGUUUUAAUUUAAGUUUCAAUGUAAUGCUACCAUGAAUUGUGUGAUGAAUUUAAUGUAUUUUUCUUUAAUAUAAAUCUAAUAGAGUAUUUUAUCUGUAUUACCAUAGUAUAUAUAUAAAAAACGCAUUAUUAUAUAGAUGAUUAAUAACACAUUAGAUGCAAAUUGAUUCGACAUGCAUUCUAUAAUUUUAUUGUACUAAAUAUUUGGUAUUAUUAUAUGUUUAAAAUGUAUAAACGAAUCACUUGCUAUAUACAUUUAUUAUCAACAAACAUUAAACGUAUAAUUGGAAUCGUUACUCAUUACAUCGAAAAA